Saccostrea echinata is the source of this 8351-nucleotide messenger RNA. RefSeq lists its product as uncharacterized. Bases 302 to 6382 code for a protein of 2026 amino acids. Lineage: Eukaryota; Metazoa; Mollusca; Bivalvia; Ostreida; Ostreidae. Gene Ontology annotation, molecular function: protein binding. The record is from RefSeq and is a predicted model, not a curated record. The transcript has 37 exons.
GAUUCCAUGGUGAUGACCUCCGAGGUCAAUGUACCAGUAAAUUUUCUCCCAUGUGAUGUGUGCUAGUUGCUGAGGAAACUGGGUUCCUCUUAUUCAGUGGUGGGAUUAUUCAAAUCUAUUAAGUUAAACUGAAAUCAAUCCUAACAGUAAGGCAUAUGUAGAAGGCAUCAAAGUAGGGGACAUUAUAGAAUCACUCAACGGACAGAAGACAGAAGGACUAUUACACAAUGAUGUCCAGCAACUCAUCAAGAUUGCCAGUGGAGAGCUAGCACUAGAACUCAAAAAAUCUGGAUCAGCAGUCAUGAAUGGUCAGAUGAACGGAGACCUUCAUAACCAUUCUUUAGAGAAUGUCUCAGGGAUUUUCCGAGCCACCCCACGAUUGAUCGUGGAGCCACAAUGUGGAGGGAUUACUAGGUCAUCCAAUAAAACCAUGGAUACUAGUCACUAUGGAGAUGGCCUUGCAUCUAAAUCUUUUUCUUCUGUUUGGUCCCCUAAGGGGGAGGUUACCACCAAGUCGUACAAACCAGUGUCUUUUGCCAACAAUCGGGUAGCCACAACCAACACCACCAACAGUACCACCUCUGCCCGCCCAACCAUGUCAUCUUCUAUCACAGUUAACUCAAGUUUUGGUCAAAUAUCCAGGUCUGUCCCAUCAAGCCCUAGAUUUAGGUCCAAACUCAUGGUCCCUUUAUCACCCAAACCUCUGCACAGGAUCAGGGAUUCGUCAUGGGACAGAUCCUCCCCAAGUCUCUGGUCCUCAAUGUCCAAUUACACCAGCGACUCAGUCCGGUCCACACCGGUCAGUUCACCAGCCAACCAGCGUCGUCAAUUUCCCAAACCUAAGCCUCCUCCUAAACCCAAGAGUAAACCAAUUCCUAUAACAGGUUCUAAGAGUCUGCCAGAUGUAGAUUCUAUGAGUAAUUUCACUACACCUAGUGCCUCCCCUGGUAGUUCUUCCAAAGGUCUGGACCUUUUCUUCCGGCAGAUGGAAAAAAUUUCAAAAUUAAGCAGCGAUGAGCAAGACCCAUCACAGGUAGAUGAGCAGUCACAGACCAUCAUGUCUCUAUCACCAGAGCCCCCAUCAAUGUUUGCAGAUGCAAAACCACGUGAACUGAAAAUUCAACACAUGAACACCCCUAAAAACUUUCAACAUAUGGGCUCUCCUCAAAGCAAUCAACCUGUUACUAGAGAAAUAAAAAUUGAGCACCACCCACCUUCACAUGGUAGGGAAAUCAAAAUACAGAGAGCAACACCUCCGUCACAUGGAAAAAUCCACAAUGUGGUCUCAUCUCCACAAACUCCAACGUAUGUCAAAGUGGAUAGGAUGGAUGGCACACCUACCUCAGUGAUCAACAUUGAGAACAGAAGUCCAGGCACGGACUCAAAGCAACAGAGCUUCUCAAGUGAGGCAACUUUCAACCCUGCCCAAGGGGACACUGGUUCUUCUGCUAACUUGAAUGCCUCAGAGAGUGCACACUCUCCAAGAAAAGUCCAUGAAAUUCCAAUUCAGUAUUCAUUUACUCCUCCCAAACAAAGCAAUUCUGCAGGUAUGCCAACAAGUCAUUCAACUCCAAAAGAACAUCCUGUGAAAAUUGAACAGUCUAUUCCACAUGAAAAGUUUGUUCAUAUUGAACAAGCGGCUCCACCAGAAGAGAAAGUGGAGGUGGAACGUCCUGUUCCAAUACAUCAUUCAUUCAGACAGGAACAUCCAGUUGCUCCUGUUGAAAAGUCAGUUAAAAAACAGGUUCCAGUACAGCAUUCAUUCAAAACAGAGCAACCUGUUCCCAUGGAGGAACCAAUUGAGCCAAUUGUGGCAAAGAAACCAGAUCCCAUUUCACAAAUAUUUAAAAAGGAACAUCCACAUGAUAUUUCCAUGGAGUUGGAGUGUCCUUUGCCUGCAAAACUAAAUCCAUCUAGAGGUCACAAUCUUCCUCUUGAAAAUUCCGUUCCACUGACCAUACAGACAUCUUCUGUUCCAGAGACAAGGAAUUCCAUCACUGAAGAAACCAGGUCACAUGACUCUGGAAUAACCAGUCGUGGAUCCUCUUGGCAGAGUGAAAACUUUGGGAAAGGGCAGACUGGCAAUUACAGUCCUGGUUCUUAUUCAACUUUACCUGUGAGGAAAUCACAGCAGAAAGUUAUAGCAGAGCCGGACUACGAUGAUGCAGAGUUUCAUUCUUAUUCAUCUCAUCCAGGUUUUAAGAAAAAUGAUGGACAUAGAGGCUAUGAAAGUGAGGCAGAAUUUGGCAGGAGGGGGGACUUUCGAUCAAAGUGGGCCCCAAAUAAAAUUCAGCAACCAAUAAAUGAGGGAUAUGCCACUGAUAUAGAUUUUUUUGUGAGAGAUAAUCGUAACAUUGGAAAAGCACCUGCAAAAUCCACCACUAAGCCUUUCCAAGUAGGCAAAGGUCCUAAGCCAUUUGAAAGAGACUACAUGUCAGAUUUAAAUAACAUAACCCAGGAACUGAUGUCUGGGGUUGAUGCCUACUUUGGUUCAAAAGGAAAACCUUCACAAAAACCUGCAGAAAAAGAUGCAGGUUUUCCAUCUCCCCAAAACAGUCAACAAGAUGCAUCUCUAAAGGACAGUCAGAAUUUUUCUCCUCAUAGAAACGACCAAAAUAUGACAUCCCCCAGAGAAUACCAAAGCCAGGACAACAGCUUAAGUAGCAGCUACAAAGAUCCAGCUCCAGAACCAAAGCAGGUAGAUUUAGGGAAAAAGAUUGGAAGUUUAUUUUCGAGUCCAACAAAGCCAGUGUUGGAGACCUCAGAUAGUGAGAGCUACCCACGUUUACCAGUACCAGAGGGAUUUGAAGACUCUGGGAGUGAAGCUGUGGUAGAGGACCUAGGGGACAAAGAAAGGAUGGCAGCCCCCAGAUUUGUACAACUAAAGGUUCACCAUGAGGAAACCCCUCCCAGUACUCCUUACUGUGAUAAACAUGGUUCAGUGGAUGAGCACAGAGAUGAUUAUCUACAGCAGCCAAAGCAGUUCAGUAACCUAGAUAAACCAGAACCAUUGUCGUACUUUGAACAGCAGAAAACUAGAUCCCCCAAGUCCCCUACCUCUCCUCUAGUAAAGAGUACCCCUUCUAUCUGGAAACCAGGACAGGGCCCCUCCCUGGUCAAGAAGGAGUAUAAGCCAGUGCGACUGGACACCUCACCCAAACCAGACAAACGGUUCAACCAAAAGAAGGAAGAGCAGCAAAUAAUCCCCCCACCUGCAGAGGAGAGCUUCACCAGUCGUUCUGCAGCAGAUGAUGACAGCAGUAUGACAGACAGUGUGCUGUCAGGUCACUCUUAUGGGGCUCCAACCUUCACCACUGCCUCCCCUACCAUUAGCACAGACACUGCCCCAUCCAACACCCUAGCCCAGCAUAGCCACAUGAAUGGAGGCAGGGACAGGGACAUGGAUGGCCUUCACUACCAUCAAGAGGAACCCAGUGUCAGUCGAUUGCCUUCUACCCAAAGUCCCUAUGUGACACUGCUGCAGAAAAACAGAGAGAAUGGCUUUGAGGAUUUGAUCUCAGAACAACCACCUGUCAUUGUGACCCAGGAGGGGCAAAUUCCUAAAGGUGCAAUAUAUAUCUCGGAGCAAAGCUCAAUAAACGGAGGUGUGAAAACCACUGAUACAUACUAUGCAAUGCCUUCUAAAGAGGAAAUCACAGACUCUGAAAUAGUGGAGAGAAAACCAAAGAAAUAUGAUGGAAUUGGACCAGUUGAUGAAAAAGGAAUGCCACUAGCAUUUAGAAUGAAUGUGGAUGAAGAGAAGCAACAUGACUGGUACAAACAAAUGUUCAAAAGUCUUCACAAGACCGGCAAAAAAGAAGAUCUUGAAGAGUUUGCUAGACUAUUGGAUUGUCUUUUUCAAGAUGAAGAUUCAAACACCUAUACACCAACCUACAAGUUUCCAGUGGAAAAGGAAACGCCAAAGCCAAAAGAUCCAGAACCCACUAGUCCUAAACUUGUUGUAAAAGAGGAAACAAUUACUAAAGAGAAUCCUUACCGCCCAAGUUAUGAACUCCCAUCCAAAUUCACAAGCUCUGCCACCUUACCAAAGUCAUCAACACCACCAGCAAAGUCUCCAUCUGUAGCUGAAGCCAAGAAAUCAUUUGAGCAAAAGAGGGACACAUUUUCUGGGAAACCUAAACAUGACAUAGAUGCUGGAUACAGAUCUGAACCUGAACUCAGCCACAGAUUAAAACAAAGAACAAAGAGUUUGUCUGAUGUCAAGAGUAGAGAACCUCGAUCAAUAGACUAUGAAAUGCCUAAAGACUUGCAAGAUUUCAUCAAAUAUUUGGAUGAGUGGUCACCACCACAUGUUCGUUCUAAGAUCGAGGUCUAUAGGAACCAACCACGCAGUAUUGUAGACUACGAACCAGGAUUCUCCUCCAUUGCUUUCCAAGAGAGCAAAGUGAGUACCACAGGGAGGAUAAGAUCAAAAUCUACUAGUAGCCCCUUCGCUACCUUUGAGCAUAAGUGUCGACAGGAACGAGAAGAAAAGGGUAUUGUCCACAACCCACCCAUAGAGAAACCAGGACAAUUCAGUAGAUACACAGAGGGAAAGAAACAAGGAUCCACCCCUCUCAAUCUCAAGGAUGAGGGGGAGGAAGACAAAGAUGCUGCCUACAAGCGUGUCCAGAAAGGAGGAGAUAUUCCCAUCAAGGGUCUGCACAUGCCUGCCCCAGAGAAACCAUCAAAAAAGAAAGCAGAACAGGACCAGACCAUGCCUCCAAAAGUCCCUCCUUCUCCCCAAUCACCUCAGCAGCUCAUCCCCCAUUUCCACAAUGUAUAUGAACCAGUUGUUGUCAGGGUCAAUAACCACCCUGGUUCUUCCUUCAUUAGUGGGGCCCCUGCCCCUCCUAUACGGAAGCAUCCCAUCACAAUAGGAGGGUACAAGUUCAAGUUGCCAAGGCAACGUAGUAGUCUGUCUGCAGCCGAACAGCUAGGGGUCACAAGUCCUUCCCCAAUCAAAUCCAAUGGAGCCUUCAAGCAUCCAACCACAGAGCAGAAGAAAGCCACAAUGAGCGCAGACCCUAAGUACGUUCGUCGUAAGGAGGAAGAGGAAGAGUACAGAAGACAACGACUGGAACAACUUUACCAGGAGGAAAGAAGACGCAAAAUACUACAGGAGGAGGCUGAUCUGGAAGCCAGGCGUCAUAACGACUUCUUCACCUACCCUAAUAACAUAAAUCCAGAUCCCAUGAUGACCCCAUCUCAGAAAUCACCGAUACCUGUUGACCGGUUUGAUGAGCCAAUGACCGUCACAGCUAAGUAUGGAGUCCCAGCAGACAGAAGAAGAGGCUUCCAAAUCCAGGGCAAGGCCAAGGCUUUGUACACCUUUAAUGCUCAAAAUCCCAGGGAACUUUCAUUCAAGAAAGGUGAUAUCUUGUACCUCCUUCGGCAAGUGGACAGGAACUGGUUUGAAGGGGAGCAUUAUGGCAGGAAGGGAAUUUUCCCCAGUAAUUAUGUAGAGGUGAUCACAACAAUAGAACAGGCACAAGAAGCAGCCAGGCAGUCUGAGGGACAGGCCAGGGCCAGAUUUAACUUCAAUGGACAAACUAAUGUAGAGUUGUCCUUACGCAAGGGAGAAAUAGUGACUUUGUUAAGGAGAGUAGAUGAGAAUUGGUUUGAGGGAAGAUCUGGUAACCGCCAGGGAAUAUUUCCUGUGGCGUAUGUAGAGGUGUUAAAUGAACCCUCCACACCUCUGGUGACCCCAGCACCCUCUGUUAUCACUACACCAAUGACAGGUAGAGGUACACCAGAGAUGCUAUCCCCUGUUAGUAUGGAGGCUCCCACCCCUCCUCCACAGCCCUCCCCAGGGGCAUUUUCACCCAAAUCACCAGCAGGCUACAGAUCUGGAUCAAGACAGAAUGACAUCACUCCCCAUCAUGUGCAAGGCUAUCAUGCCACCCCAGGGCUAGAAAAGACUAUGUCACCCCGUUACUAUGAUAGAAUGGACAAUGGACAUGCCCCUCAGUUCAAUGGGGGUGAUUCUUACCAGUAUUCACAACAACGAUCACGGCAGAGUCCCGGGACGGGCCGAGGUCCGCUGUCCCCGGUACAAACAGACAGACAGAUGGGAUAUUCUCCCAGUGCUAAUAAAAACUAUGUGGAGAACAAUAAUGAUUUCUAUAGGAAUAAGAAUGUAGAUGAGGAUUUAGCCUUAAGUAGAGAAAUGCUUAAUUUGAUGGUUGUGGGGGAUAUUGUGUAUGAACGAUAUCGAGCUAUUUAUGCAUAUAAACCUAUGAACGAUGAUGAGUUGGAACUAUGGGAGCAAGAUGAUGUGUAUGUAAUGGAAAAAUGUGAUGAUGGAUGGUAUGUAGGGACCUCAUGCCGGACGGGAAUGUUUGGAACCUUCCCAGGAAAUUAUGUACAACGAAUUCAAUGACACAGGUGAAAGGUUUUGUUGGCCACUAACUGCUUACAAGUAUCAUCCAAUCAAAGUCACAUUAUAGUUAUCCAUACAAGGGACAGGUCAAGCCACAGAACAGUCAAAAGUGUGGCUAAGUUGCCAAAUGUUGCCAUAGUUCCUUACAGAUGACUCUCUAAUGUAGUUGAUCAGUUAGUCCAAAUUGUAUUUUUAUGUUUCGAUUGAAAAGAAUCUUCGCUGUAUAAAAUUUUCAAUAUUUAUUGUCUGUUUUAAUAAUUCUGAUAAUAUUUAGUUUGACUGACUGACAUGUGUUCAACACAGAAUGCACUUAAGUUUUUAAAGAUGCUGUAGUAUCAUACGGGGCAUAAAAAAGAAUUACCGGUAUUUUGUCACAUAUCGGAACAGAAAACAUUAUAUACAAGAUCUUUUCCACACUUUCUGCAAUUUUGAUGACAAUCUUAUCUAUAUCAUUAAUGUUAAUGAAAUAAUAAAAAGGGGAUUGUUGAAAACUGAUGGCAUUUAUUGCAGAGUUAAAACAAAAAAAAAGAUUGAGUCAUUCUAUUAUAAGAGGCAUUUAGUCCCAUUGACAGAAAUUUGUACCUGUACAAGUAAAAAUACUCAGUCAUAUUACAUCAACAUCCAACAGAACAUGGUUUAUUAAGAUUCUUUGACAUUUUCAAACUCCAAAUUAAUAUUCUUGGCAAGUCCUAUAAUUAUGCUUAUGUAGCAUUGUACAAUACCAAGCUUUUUGUGAUUAUUUUGGGAGUGAUUGAAAUGAGUGACGAGUGCUGUCGAAUGGCUGAAAUAUUUUAUAUACAUUUAAAAUGUAGGUUUAAAUAUAUAUGCUGACGUUAUUCUACAAAUGACAAAUGUGUCGCCUUCUUCUGGUGGCUCAUUUCAACUGUUUGAUUUCCCUUUUUUAGAGUACUUUGUAAUUUAGUUGUGAAGGAUAUUUUAAUGGCAUGUUAAUUUUCUGACUGGUUAUAGGCUGUGUUUGUUUUCCCUUCAGAAAAAAAAAAUGAAGUAUUAUGCUAGAGAAAGAUUUAAUAUCGACUCAUAUAAAUGUGCUUUUUUUAAAUUCAUGCCUAAAUCUACAAAAUAUCUUUGUUGUAGUAUUAAUUUGCUUUUCAUAAGAACUGGGAUAGUUUAUUUCACUUAUUAUAUAAUUAUGUGUUUUUACUACUCAACUUUCGUUGGGUCAGGUGGAUGCUAGGAUCCUAAAUUGUGCAAUAAACAAUUUCACCUGUUAAAAUGAAAUGGAGACACAAAAAAGUAUUAUUUAUAUUUCCUGUUGUUUUCCCCUCCUUAUUCAAUAUUGUCUUCGAUGUAUAUUGCAUUUUUCACUGUCUGAUUAUGGAAGUAGAAAAUUAAAGAGUUAUCCUCCCUGAUCCAACAAGUUUCAUUUUUUCAUGCAUUUCGUCCGUUAUUUUGUACCUCACAUCAUUUUGGUUGUGUUUAAUUAUAAAGUAAAAAGUAUUUUGUUGGAUGUUAGAUUUCAUAUUUACGUUACAUGCUUCAUUUUUUCGUGUAGCAUAUUUGUUAAUAUUUCAUUAAGUUAUUUAUAAAAGAGUUGACAUGUCUCCAUGACAAUUAAGCCACUUGUUUUUAUUAUUACCUUGCCACAGCCUCAUGUAUUUAUAGUCAGAUUGUGACAAGGUUUAUUCAUAAUUUCUCCCGUUUUCGUUUCAUAGGGAGAUAGACAUAUUUCUUAUGCAACUUAGGGGAGUAAAUUCAAAGAACUACAUAAAAUCCUAUGUAAUUUUGAUAAUGAAAAUUAUUUGAGUGACAGUGAAAUAUGAUAUUCAAAUUAAAUACACAAUUUUUUUUUCAAAAUUAGUGAAGUUGUCAUGGAGACUUGUCUGCUAAGCAGGAUAUUUAGUAGCUGUGCCUACAGUAGCUAUGGAUAUAUGUUUUAUACACCACCUUUUUGUUGCUACCAUAGAUGAACCUUUUUUGGUGCAUGAAAUAAAAUCUAAUGUCUAGAUCA